Molecule: messenger RNA, 2280 nt
Organism: Asparagus officinalis (garden asparagus)
Lineage: Eukaryota; Viridiplantae; Streptophyta; Magnoliopsida; Asparagales; Asparagaceae
Exons: 6
Coding region: 1-2280 (759 amino acids)
Molecular function (GO): oxidoreductase activity, acting on CH-OH group of donors; flavin adenine dinucleotide binding
Source: RefSeq, a predicted model, not a curated record
AUGUUGGGUGCACAAAGUAUUCCUGUUGAUUUUCCCAAUGCUCGGGUAAUGAAACAAAUAGCAGAAGAAGAGAUUGAAGACUGCAGACCUGAUCCUAUAAAACUUAGCAUCAAUUUUGGCCAAGGAUCGCAACAGACAGGUAGUUGCCUUGCAUGUGGAAAUUGUUUGUCAGGAUGCCCCUAUAAUGCAAAGAAUUCUACAGACAAGAAUUACUUAGCUUCAGCAGUUCAGGAUGGGUGUGUGGUGAAAACUGAACGUAAAGUACUUUACAUCUCAGAAAACUCAGAUACAAAUUCUGAACAAAGACGAAGGUGGAGAGUAUACUUUGAUGAUCUAGAAUAUAUAACUGCAGAUUUUGUAGUUCUUUCGGCUGGAGUUUUAGGGACAAGUGAGAUACUGUUUCAGUCUAAAAGGAGAGGACUCAAUCUCUCUGAGAGAGUUGGACUUGGAUUAAGUUGCAACGGAAACAACGUAGCUUAUGUUGCUGGAAGCCAAGCACCUUUGAAUGGUUAUGGACUUACUAAAAAGCAGUUUUUAGGAAUCCCAUUUCAGCACAGGCCAGGGCCAGCAAUUUCUUCGUCAUUUACUUCUUCCUCGGGCUUCACAAUCCAGAGUGGAGUGGUUCCAAGAUCAUACCCCUAUUUGUUGUUUAAAGGAAUAACGACCUAUGGAUGGCCUAAUGGUUUCUGCUUCUUACAUGGAUUGAUCGACAAAUUGAAGCAUGCGAUGGGUUUUAAAGCUAGCGAAGCAGUGGUUCUUAAUGCAAUGGGUUAUGAUGCAUGCAAUGGAAUAAUUACAUUGGAUGAAGAAACAGAAAAGAUAUGUGUCACUCCUCCUCAUGAUCCUCUUCUCCCAAAAAAAAUCCAAGCACUUCAGAAUCUCACUAAGAAAUUAGGAGGGAUUCUAUUUAUGUCUAGAUAUCGAAGCACAACUGUUCAUCUCUUAGGCGGGUGCAAUGCAGCAUCAGAUCCAUCAAAUGGGGUUUGUAAUCCAAAAGGACAAGUUUUCCAUCCGAAUGGUGACCAAGAUAUGGUGCAUAAAGGCCUCUAUGUAUGUGAUGCUUCAUUGAUUCCUUGUUCGAUAGGCAUAAACCCUUGUCUCACAAUUACAACAGUGGCAGAGCAAGUAAGUAGGCAUCUAGUGCAAGAUGUUUUAAGCUUCAAAAGAACAAUCCAACAUCUUCAAACUGUGGGAGAUAACGACAAAGCCCGACAUGAGAUUAUACAAGAUUUGAAAUGCGUCAAAAAAACUAUUGAAUCUACUGAUUCAUGUUCCAUUAAGGAGAAGCUCACCAUGGGAGCUCAUGAAAAAGUCACGGUGAAGGAAACAAUGAGAGGCUUUAUUGGUGGAAUGCCAUGCACAGCUUAUCUUGUACUAAAGAUGAAUUCCUUGGAUCAGAAUGACUCCAAUGAAGAGACACAAUCACUACUGAGAGGGAGGGUUGGUGGAUAUGUCGUAUUCCAAGCAGUUAAUAAGGAUAAACUCUAUAUUGUAGAUGGCAAGGUUGACAUGUGCAAAAUAGACAUUAGAACUCCCUAUACACAGUAUAUGCACUAUAGACUAAUUUUGGCUUCAUCGUCAGGGUCAAGGUACAUUUUCGAGGGGAAGAAGGUAAUGAAUCCCUAUUUACUAGCAAUGUAUGCUUUGCACGAGUCUACAACCUUGCAUGCUAAUUUCAGAACGCUAUCUGCAAAUGAUUCUGAGGCAACUGGAGAGCUGUUCACUCUUAGAGGAGAACUUCACAUAUCUUUGUUUGAAGUCCUGAAGAGUUUCUUGAAGCUGGAAGGGAGACAUAGAAGGGAAUUUGUAUGCUCUCUUUUGCAAAGCCUUUGGAGAACUUACAUCUUACAGAUACCUCGGCAAAUGAAAUGUGAUGUUGGGCUACCAAAUAUCACAGAAAUUCCUUAUCCGCGAAGUACAAUUCAUGAACUAAAAACGGAAGAUGGAUGCACAAUCAGCUGCCAACAAUGGAAACACUAUGCGAUGAAUUCUGAAAAUGAAAAAACUCGAUACCCAGUUCUUUUACUAAAUGGACACUCAACAGAGAGUUACUGUCUACCAACUGAGGAAAGAGAUUUGGUUCGCACGUUAUUAGAAGAAGGACAUGAGACGUGGCUGCUUCAAUCGCGACUUCACCCUUCACACCCUUCAAACAAUUUCACAAUUGAAGAUAUUGGAAGGUUCGACAUUCCCUCAGGUCAGAACCUUUCGUUUGAACUUAUACCGAAGUUACAUUGGAAGAGGAUUUUUGACCUUAUUCCCUCAUUAUUUGUUCAGUGA